Molecule: messenger RNA, 1688 nt
Organism: Colius striatus (speckled mousebird)
Lineage: Eukaryota; Metazoa; Chordata; Aves; Coliiformes; Coliidae
Gene: ADORA2B
Product: adenosine A2b receptor
Exons: 2
Coding region: 177-1199 (340 amino acids)
Biological process (GO): vasodilation; G protein-coupled adenosine receptor signaling pathway; adenylate cyclase-activating G protein-coupled receptor signaling pathway
Cellular component (GO): membrane
Molecular function (GO): G protein-coupled adenosine receptor activity
Source: RefSeq, a predicted model, not a curated record
GCCCCUCCGGCCCCCCACGCCGCGGCGGCCGGGCGGGAGGCGGCGGUGAGCCCGGGCAUGGGUGUUUCUCUCCGGGAAGCGCUGCCCCGUGGCCUGUUGGUACCUGCGGACCGGCGCCCGGUGGAAAGCACCUUUCUCUCGUGAACGGUUCAGGCUGCUCGCCCCGGGCUCUCGCCAUGGACACUAUGAAAACCACCUACAUCGCGCUGGAACUGAUCAUCGCCGUGUUGUCUAUCGCUGGCAACGUGCUGGUGUGCUGGGCCGUGGCCAUCAACAGCACCUUGAAGAAUGCAACCAACUAUUUCCUGGUGUCCCUGGCAGUGGCGGAUAUCGCCGUGGGGCUCUUGGCCAUCCCUUUCGCCAUCACCAUCAGCAUCGGCUUCCACGUGGAUUUUCACAGCUGCCUCUUCUUUGCUUGCUUUGUGCUGGUGCUGACCCAGAGCUCCAUUUUCAGCUUGCUGGCCGUGGCCAUUGACAGGUACCUGGCUAUUAAGAUCCCUCUGAGGUAUAAUAGUCUGGUGACUGGCAAGCGGGCAAGAGGACUCAUCGCUGUGCUGUGGCUCCUGUCCUUUGGCAUAGGACUGACUCCACUUAUGGGCUGGAAUAAAGCCAUGAGUGGUUGUCCCAACGCCACCAAUGAGACAGGGGCUGAGGCUGGGGCCGAGCACCAGGGCUGCUUCAUCUCCUGCCUCUUUGAGAACGUGGUGACCAUGAGCUACAUGGUGUACUUCAACUUCUUUGGCUGCGUGCUGCUCCCACUCGUCAUCAUGCUGGGGAUCUACAUCAAGAUAUUCAUGGUUGCCUGCAAGCAGCUGCAUCAGAUGGAGCUGAUGGGCAACUCCAGGACCACGCUGCAGAAGGAGAUCCACGCCGCCAAGUCUCUGGCCAUCAUCGUGGGACUUUUUGCCUUCUGUUGGCUUCCCCUGCAUAUCUUGAACUGCAUCACUCUCUUCCACGAGGAGUUCUCCAAAUCCAAGCCCGAGUGGGUGAUGUAUGUGGCCAUCAUCCUCUCCCACGCCAACUCUGUCAUCAACCCCAUCAUCUACGCCUACAGGAUCAGGGACUUCCGCUACACCUUCCGCAAGAUCAUUUCCAAGCUCCUGUGUAAGUCAGAUGAUCUCCCCAAGUGCACCACUGACAACAACCAGCACCUGACUGUCACCAACAUGAACUCUCCAGUAGCCUCUGUGACCGUAUGACCUUGCACAUCCUGCUCCUAAGGAUUUGGCAGCCUGACACACUACCCAUCCCCGUGCCUCCGUGAACAGUUACAGCUGAGUCCUAGGGGAGCGCUCAGAGAUGCCCCCUGUGCACAUCUGCAGCUGUAUUGUAUUGGUUGUAAUGUUUGUAAUUAACAUAGUGCCUCCUAGAACAGCCUGACUGUGGGGGAGGGCCUGGGUGCAACUCACCCUGGGCUGUAACCCCCAGAUGAGUGAGUGUUGGUGAUCGUCUUGUGUUUCCUUUCCAGGUCAGACAUUGAUUGUGAGACCCACCUUCUGGGGGGUGUUUCCCCACUUGUGCUGCUCAUGUCAAGUCCCAGGAUCUUUAUUUUUUGUUAUUGUUAUUGUUUUUAAAAAACCCUUUGGAUUCGUUUGGGCCUAAGAAUCUGUGUUUUGGGUGGUUCUUUAAGUGCACACUCGACAGCACUUUGGUAUUACCCUAAUUAUUCCGUCAAUUGUUUGGUGCAG